CCCGAACCUCCUCAAGCGGAGGUUGAACAAUACCGAUGCUUUUCUCACCGUUUCCUCUCUGAUCUUGAUUGAAGCUGCAGCUUUUCAGGGAUAACCUGCACCGCUUUUCAUUUCAUUUAUAUAUUUUUUUUCUUUUGGAUGCGCCAUGCAAUCUCGUUGGAGGAGUUGUGGCAUUCGGCCGGUGGGAUGGACGCUGACUUGGAGUCUGGCACUGAUGGGAGCCUGGUGCGUCCCAGCAAAUGAAGUGAACCUGCUAGAUUCUCGCUCCGUGAUGGGAGACCUUGGAUGGGUGGCUUAUCCAAAGAAUGGGUGGGAAGAGAUUGGGGAAGUAGACGAAGACUAUGCCCCCAUCCACACCUACCAAGUGUGCCGCGUGUUGGAGCAGAACCAAAACAAUUGGCUUCACACUAACUGGAUUUUAACUGAGGGUGCCCAGCGAGUAUACAUCGAACUCAAGUUCACACUUAGAGAUUGCAACAGCCUGCCUGGUGGGGUCGGGACUUGCAAGGAGACUUUUAACAUGUAUUACUAUGAAACGGACGGUGAUGAGGACGACAUGGAGGAAGGCAAGAUGAGUGAUGGUGUUGGUAUAACUGAAGAAGAAGACAGGGCAAUGAAAGAGAGCCGAUACAUCAAAAUUGAUACCAUAGCAGCUGAUGAGAGCUUUACCGAGCUCGACCUGGGGGACCGUGUCAUGAAGCUUAACACAGAAGUCCGCGAUUUGGGUCCUUUGACCAGGAAGGGCUUCUACUUGGCCUUUCAAGAUUUAGGGGCCUGCAUUGCUUUAGUGUCGGUGCGGGUAUUCUACAAACGCUGCCCGUUCUUGGUGAAGAGUUUGGCUGAAUUUCCUGACACUAUUCCUGCCUCGGAGGCCUCACAGCUGGUUGAGGUGGUUGGCCACUGUGUUAAUAACUCUGUCCCCUUAUAUGAGCCACCACGGAUGCACUGCAGCACAGAAGGGGAAUGGCUGGUGCCCAUUGGGAAGUGUGUUUGCAAACCAGGCUUUGAGGAGAUCAGCGGAUCCUGUCAAG
Messenger RNA from Cyprinodon variegatus (sheepshead minnow), 1031 nucleotides. RefSeq names its product ephrin type-A receptor 5-like. Gene Ontology annotation, cellular component: membrane; neuron projection. Gene Ontology annotation, molecular function: protein binding; ATP binding; transmembrane-ephrin receptor activity. The annotation marks the transcript as partial. The record is from RefSeq and is a predicted model, not a curated record. Lineage: Eukaryota; Metazoa; Chordata; Actinopteri; Cyprinodontiformes; Cyprinodontidae. Gene Ontology annotation, biological process: protein phosphorylation; cell surface receptor protein tyrosine kinase signaling pathway; axon guidance. The transcript is spliced from 3 exons.